This is a messenger RNA of Aspergillus nidulans FGSC A4, 1608 nucleotides long. Its product is annotated as gluconeogenesis factor YvcK family protein. The transcript has 2 exons. Gene Ontology annotation, molecular function: LPPG:FO 2-phospho-L-lactate transferase activity. The record is from RefSeq and is a predicted model, not a curated record. Lineage: Eukaryota; Fungi; Ascomycota; Eurotiomycetes; Eurotiales; Aspergillaceae. Bases 1 to 1608 code for a protein of 535 amino acids.
AUGUCAAGUACGCCUUCUGCUCCGAAUAGGGGCCUUGUGGUCUUUUCUGGAGGAAGUGCUGCCAAUAACCUUGUCGAGGUCUUUAAUUCUGUCAGGGAGAGCAAGGAUUGCCCCCUUAGUUAUAUCAUCCCAAUCAGUGAUAAUGGAGGCUCAUCUUCGGAGCUGAUCCGGAUUUUUGGGGGGCCUGGUAUCGGCGAUGUGAGGAGUAGAUUGGUCCGUCUAAUUCCACCGUCGCCCCCCAACUCAGAGCGAGCUGCCAUUAAAAAAUUAUUCAACUAUAGGCUCCCGGCAGACGAGUCCGCUCACAGCGAAUGGCUUGCCAUCGUGGAUGGGACAUCAUCUCUAUGGAAGUCAAUCACACCCGCAAAGAAAGAGCUUAUCAGAUCCUUUUUCAACCUACUUAACCUAGAGAUCCUCAAGCGCGCGCGGCCGCCCUCAUCGACCUUUGACUUUUCGUCCGCAAGUGUCGGCAAUCUGUUCCUCACUGGUGCCCGGCUCUUCAGUGGGAGUUUCGAGAGCGCAAUCUACCUCCUAGGCAGCAUCUGCGACGUCUCCUCAGAUCUCAUCCGUGUCAUCCCUGCCAUCAACUCUAAUUUCUCCCAUCAUAUUUCGGCGUCAUUGGCCAACGGGACCAUCAUCGUGGGUCAAAACAGCAUUUCGCAUCCUAGUCUCCCACCACGUCCGGCAUCGCCACGACCGAGGAAAGCCCUUCAUGCUGAAGAAAAUGGAAACGGCGCAAACGCCGAACUGGCAAUAACGAUCGACUACACCGAGCCGUCUGAUGUCCUUGAUACAGCUCUCUACGAAGACGAUCAACCACCAGGAUUCCUCCCGCACUUGCGCAACAAGAAUAUUAACUUCUCUAAAUCCGAGAAUGAGGAUCUCCCAGCCCGCAUUACUAGGGUGUGGUAUAUUAACCCUUACGGCCAAGAAAUCAGGCCGCGCGCCAACCCGCGUGUCCUGGAAUCCCUGCGCGAUGCACAGGCAAUAAUUUACAGCAUCGGAUCGCUAUAUACGUCGCUCAUCCCUAGUAUAAUCCUGCAGGGCGUCGGGCAAGCCAUUGUCUCGUCUCCAGCACGCCACAAGAUUCUUAUCUUGAACGGUUCCCUAGAUCGAGAGACCGGUCCCUCUUCAGAUCCAUUCACGGCUGCGGACUUUGUCGAGGCGAUUACCCGCGCGGGAGAGGAAAGUCGCGGCCGAGUGACGCUUGAACCUCCACAAUCUCCACCGUCUACUUCAAGUUUGGGAUCUACAACUGGUCCCGGAGCAUUCCCCUCUUUAUUCCCAAAUGGACAUGGAUCCAGCAAGUCCGCCCUGCCCUACACCUCAUACAUUACACAUGUCCUUCACCUCGAAGGACCCGGGACACCACAUGUGGACAAAGACCGCCUCGCCGAGAUGGGGAUUGAGACGCUUCGUCUUUACGGACGGAAGAUUGUAGCGUCGACUGAUGGCGCGGAGGCUGAAGUUCCUAUUGGGAUGAGGUAUGAUUCUAAUGGCUUAAUUCAGGCGUUAGAAGUUGUGCUAGGGAAGAAGGGGGAUGGGAUGAUAAGGGGAUCGGUCAGUCGGAGGAAUACGCUGGACCCGGGGAGAAAGAGGGGUGCUUAG